This is a messenger RNA of Talaromyces rugulosus, 1527 nucleotides long. RefSeq lists its product as uncharacterized. The record is from RefSeq and is a predicted model, not a curated record. The coding region runs from base 1 to 1527 and encodes 508 amino acids. Gene Ontology annotation, molecular function: hydrolase activity, acting on carbon-nitrogen (but not peptide) bonds. The transcript has 2 exons. Lineage: Eukaryota; Fungi; Ascomycota; Eurotiomycetes; Eurotiales; Trichocomaceae. Gene Ontology annotation, cellular component: cytoplasm.
AUGGGGCUGGAUACUAUCGUGAGAAACGGUCUCAUUGUCACGGAAAGCGGCGUGCUUCCUGCCGGGCAAGAAAUUGGAAUCUCCAACGGGAAAAUAUCUCUCAUAGGAUUUGGCCUGCCUGAAGGCCCCGAGACCAAGAUCAUUGAUGCGCAAGGCGCAUAUAUCACACCUGGCGGUGUCGAUUCACAUGUGCAUCUGGCGCAAAGAAAUGCACCGACUGGAGACACCUGGGAGACUGGCACGCGCAGUGCAGUCGCCGGAGGUACUACGACCGUACUUGCAUUUGCAUCGCAAACGAAGGAGAUGACAUCCUUGUUCCCCGUCCUCGAAGAGUAUCACGAAAAAUCUCGUGGCCAAAGCUACUGUGAUUACGGGUUUCACUUUAUUCUCACGAAUCCCAGCGAGACAAUCCUUUGGCAGGAAUUGCCUCGUAUUGCCAAAGAAGAAGGCAUAACAAGUGUCAAACUUUACAUGACUUACGAGUUGUACAAACUGUCCGACCGUCAACUCCUCGAUACUAUGCUUGCAUGCCGGUCGCUGGGACUGACGACUAUGAUUCAUGCUGAGAACAGCGACAUGAUCAAUUUCCUGAUCCAGGGCCUUGAGAGAAAUGAGAACACGGCCCCUUUCUUCCACGCGAUCUCGGCACCAAAAAUUGCUGAAGACGAAGCGUCAUACCGUGCCAUUCGACUUGCAGAAUUGGUUGAUGCUCCGGUGCUACUAGUUCACGUUUCUUCCGAUGGAGCCAUGAAGCAUAUCAGGGAAGCGCAGACGAGAUUACUCCCGAUCCAUGCAGAGACAUGCCCCCAUUAUCUGUUCCUAUUGUCUGAUAAACUGGCAAACCACGAGCACGAUGCCUUCCAUGGUGCCAAGGGGGUGUGCUCCCCUCCACUUCGCCACAACCCAGAAGACCUCGAAGCUCUCUGGCGCGGAAUUUCAAACGACACAUUCACGAUAUUCUCGUCGGACCACGCGCCCACCAAAUACGACCAUCCUCAAGGGAAAAAAGCUGGAAUAAUCGACGGAAUCCCCAAAUUUAGUAAAAUUCCGAAAGGAAUCCCAGGAAUUGAGACCCGCCUAUCUCUUCUUUUCAGUGAAACAGAAGGAUGUCUUCCGAAGGAGCGAGCCCGUCUGAGCCUGGCUCGUUUUGUGCAACUCACAUCGGGCAAUCCGGCUAGGCUGUAUGGGCUAACGCGGAAGGGAUCCAUUAUGCCAGGAUUUGAUGCAGAUCUAGUUGUCUGGCAUCCACACAACCAAGGCGAGAAAACGAUUGCACAGGAGAAACUCCACCACGGGGUUGAUUAUACGCCAUUUGAAGGGAUGCGUGUUCGGAAUUGGCCUCGCCUUACGAUGUUGCGGGGUGAGAUUGUAUGGGAUGCGGACAAGGAUAGUGUGACUGGAGUGAAGGGAUUUGGAAAUUUCUUAAAGAGAGAAAAUGGUCGCCUUCUGGUUGGAAAGCUUGGUCAACUGCCCGCCGGGAUGAUCGAGGGAGAGCGAGAUUUGUGGCGGCCCAGGCCUGUGGCAUGA